Macrosiphum euphorbiae (potato aphid) is the source of this 741-nucleotide messenger RNA. The record is from the annotation of a GenBank genome assembly. NCBI's taxonomy places the organism in Eukaryota, Metazoa, Arthropoda, Insecta, Hemiptera, Aphididae.
AUGGCUGACUUAGACGAUCAAUUGUUAGAAGGCGGUAUUGAUUUAUCGUCCGAAGAACAUAACACUCAAAUUGGUAUAGAAAAUAGCAUGUCUUUUGAUUUAAUUGAAAACGGACAAUCAAACCUCGCCGACUCUCAAGCCUCAGCAGACUCUGACUUGGAAGUAAUUAGAGCCCGCGUACGAGAAAUGGAAGAAGAAGCUGAAAAGUUAAAAAAAUUGCAGUCACAAGUAGAUCAAGAAAUGUCAAACACGCCAGUACUGUCUUCUCCAAAUUGCUCGAAAACAAGUGCGACUUAUAAUUUGUCUGAGCAGGAAAAGGCUGAAGCUGAUGCUAGAUCUGUUUAUGUCGGUAAUGUAGACUAUGCAGCAACAGCAGAAGAAUUGGAGACUCAUUUCCAUGGCUGUGGUUCAAUAAAUCGGGUUACCAUAUUGUGUAACAAAUUUGAUGGUCAUCCAAAAGGAUUUGCAUAUAUUGAAUUUGCUGACAUGGAUUCUGUUAACACAGCCAUGGCGAUGGAUGAUUCUUUAUUCAGAGGUCGUCAAAUUAAAGUUAAUCCUAAAAGAACGAAUAAACCUGGGAUAAGCACUACAAAUCGUCCAGUAGCGUCUAGGGGUAGAGCUAUGUUCCGAGGCCGCCCAAUGUCACGUGGUGGUGCACAGUCAUCAUUUUAUGGUGGUUAUAGACCUUCACGUAGACCAAGAGGUGGUUAUUCCAGAAGAGCAAUGUAUUAUCCUUACUGA